AUGCCAUCGGCGAACAAAUGUUGGAAGGCUUGGAACCACCAUGGCGGCGUGAACAAGCACAACGAGGCGAAAGAGAUCGUCCCCCAAAUGCACGAAAACAAAGAACCCUAUUGUCCUCUGCUGCACGUAUUCGACCAAGCGAUGGAAGAACGAAUCAACGAGGGAGAGAGGAUUCUACCCUUUUUUUCCGGACAGCUCCUAGGACCUAAUUAA
Molecule: messenger RNA, 213 nt
Organism: Coprinopsis cinerea okayama7#130
Lineage: Eukaryota; Fungi; Basidiomycota; Agaricomycetes; Agaricales; Psathyrellaceae
Exons: 4
Coding region: 1-213 (70 amino acids)
Source: RefSeq, a predicted model, not a curated record